AUGCAAACUUCGGAAUUACUUACUAUUAAUUUUCCGAAAGCCUCAAGUCGAAAGGCUUCCAUCGUAUCCUCAAGUGCUCCUCCAAGUCCUCAUUUUAUUCAAAAUAAUUUGAGUCAUGACUUAAAUGAUAUUUUACGAGGUUUUGUUGAUGAAUUAUGUGAAAUUUUUAUUGAAGCAAGGCAACGUGGUAAACCUGAUACAACCACUUGUAAACUUUUUACCGAUUAUUUAAAAUCACAAAAUCAGAAUGUAGAACAAAUUUUUGAAUGUCUUUUAAACAAUACACAUAGACCUGAAUACACUGCCCUUUUAGGUUACUUUUAUUCUAAAGGAAUAGGAACAAAACCUAGUUUUCGUAAAGCUUAUAGUUUAUAUCUUUCUGAAGCUAAAAAAGAUUUCUUCAUAGCUCAAGAUUUAGUUGGUGAUUGUUACUAUUUGGGUCGUGGAACAAUUAAAGAUUGUAGAAUGGCUUUUGAAUGGUAUCAAAAGGCCGCCGACAAUGGAAGUAUUGGUGCGCUUACAAGUUUAGGAAUUUGUUAUUAUUUAGGUGAAGCUGCUAAUGACAGUUAUAAAGCGACAAACAGACGAACUAAACAAACUCAAAAUAAAAAUAAAUUACCCUCAAAAAAUGUUAAAAAAGAGCCUUCCGGUAGAAGCAAGCCUGCUAAUGGUGUUAAUACAGAGCCUUCAAUCAAAAAUAAAUCAUCACCAAAAAAUGUUAAUUCACAUAAGUCACCUUCAGAACCUUCAAAUAAUGUCAAUUCAUAUGAACAUUCAGAACCUUCAGUCGAAGAUAUUUUAUCAAAUAGUGUUCAUGAACUUUCUUCAAAAUCAGAGGCUAUCGAUUUAGGUAAACCUUAUGUAGAAAUCGAUUUACCUGAAUCUCCUGAAGAUUCUUUUGAUGCUAUUAUUCCAGAUCCUUCUGACGAACAUUCUCUUGAAGAAUCUGAAAUUAUCAUUCCAGAACCUUCUGCAGAAAGCAAUUUACCAGAAGAAACUACUGUUUCAUAUGAAUCUUCAUUAGAAUUUGUUGAUAUAUACGAAUCUUCUGAACAAUUUUCUGAAAAUAUUAUUCCAGAGCCCUCUAUUGAAAGCGAUAUACCGUUAGAAAUUACUGAUCCUCCUGUGGAAUCUUUUGAACAAUCUUCUGAAACUAUUAUUCCAGAGCCAUCUAUUGAAAGUGAUAUACCAUCGGAAACUACUGAUCUCCCUGUAGAAUCUUCUGAAAGUAUUAUUCCAGAAACCUCAAUUGAAAGCAAUACACCAUUAGAAACUACGGAUCCAUCCGUGGAAUCUUUUGAAAUUAUCAAUAAAGGUAAAAAUGAAACUACUGAACCACAUGAAUGUCCUCCCGUGGAACUUUCUGAAAUCGCUAAUCAAGAACCAGAGUUGUCUAUGGAAAGCAAUUCAUCACCAGAGUUGUCUAUAGAAAGCAAUUCAUCACCAGAAAAUGCUAUGAUACAAGAAUCCUCUCCUAAGCCUCUUAAAAUUGUUGAUAAAGUUUCUAGCGUUGAUACAAAACCUAGUGUUCCCACCAAGAAAAAACGUAAGAGAUGUUCAAAAUUGGAACAAGUAGAAAAACGUAUAAACAGACGAAUUAAAUGGUAUAAAAAGAAUCUUUAUGAUGAAGUUAAUUAUGAAUUAUUGGAUGAUUUUCCUGCUUGGUUACGCGGUUGCGAAAUGGACAAAUAUGCUCCUUUAUUUGAGGGAAAACGAUGGCAAGAUAUUGUAAAAAUGAAAUAUAAAGAUUUAAAAGAAUUGGGAAUUGACCAUCAUGAAUCAGCAUGGCAAUUACAAUCGAAUUUUUGGAUUAUUAACUGUGAUCUUGCUGCAAAGAAAGGAAAAACAUUACCUUAUAAAGGAGGCGUUGAUAGAAUAAAUAUUGAUUUGGAAUUAUUGAAUGAUUUUCCUGAAUACCUUAAAACUAUUGGUAUGGAACAAUAUGCGCCCCUGUUUGCAGGAAAGAAUUGGAAAGAAAUUAUUGAUAUGGAUCAUAAAGAUUUGAAAGCUUUAAAGAUCGAAUCUGUCAAUCCAAAGGAAGAUCUAAAGGAUGAUCCAAAAGAAGAUCUAAAGGAAGAUCCGAAGGAAGAUCCAAAAGAAGAAGUUGUUCAAUUAAAUGA
This is a messenger RNA of Racocetra fulgida, 2120 nucleotides long. NCBI's taxonomy places the organism in Eukaryota, Fungi, Glomeromycota, Glomeromycetes, Diversisporales, Gigasporaceae. The record is from the annotation of a GenBank genome assembly.